Setaria italica (foxtail millet) is the source of this 5638-nucleotide messenger RNA. RefSeq lists its product as uncharacterized. Gene Ontology annotation, biological process: regulation of transcription by RNA polymerase II. Gene Ontology annotation, cellular component: piccolo histone acetyltransferase complex. The record is from RefSeq and is a predicted model, not a curated record. Lineage: Eukaryota; Viridiplantae; Streptophyta; Magnoliopsida; Poales; Poaceae.
CCAUUCCCCGCUUUCAAUCGGCAAGAGAAAAAAACAAACCCCGAGAGGAGGAAAAAAAGCUCGAGAAGAGCAAACCCUAGGCUCCUGUGGCGCGGACGAAAUCCUAAUUCGCCGAGUUGGAUCGGACCAGGCAAGGGGCUUUUGCCACAGAUCGGCGCUCCCCCGUCCUCGGAUUCGAUUCGGCAGCUCAAUUUGUCGGCGAUCCGUGGCUGGAUCUUCUCACCGCCCGCCGCCUCUCUCGCCCCCUUUCUCUCGAUCCGUCUGCGAUACACAAAGCACUCCGCCGCUCAUCUACCCUCCGCCGCCCCAGCCGACGCCUCCGGGACCCGGAGGCAAGCUGUCCGUGCCGGUCCGCCGCCGACGCCUGACGCUGACGAAGGCCUCUAAGGAUUGCAGAUGAAAGGAUGAUUGAUACUUUUUCUGUGAACUUGCUUUGGAUUCAACUGAACCCCCAUGCUCCUCGCCAAGUCCGCCCCUGAUCUGGGAGCGGAACUUUACGUAUGAUGGGAGGAGAAAUUCUGGGAAAAUCUGCUCUUUUCAUCCGUGGGCUCGUGAAUGGAAUCCAGUGGCGGUGAUAAGCCCACCGCAACAGAUGCUACUGAGUCGGUGCUGGGUUUAGAUGGUGAGGAGACUCUGUCUGAGAGGGAAUCUGUUGGUGCACGGCAAGGCCCUGUCUUGCCUAAUGGGGGUGGAAAGGAGGCUCCUUCAAGCAGUUCAUCUGUCGGGAGUAAGAGGAAGCGGAACAACUUGGGUUCUAAUCAAUCUGAACUCAAUGAGCCAGGAACGCCGAGUUCCAGUUGUGAUUCCACAUGGAGUAUAGAUAGUUUGGAUGACCGUCACCAACCCUCAUUGUCGAGAAAUAAGAAUAACUACUCUGAGCAUUCAGUUACUUCUGCUGGAGUUACAGUGAUCAGGCAGCCUCGUGGUGUCUUGAGGUUAAGGAAGCUGCCCCAGAAUGUCAGUACUGAGAGUUGGACUGGUGGUCAUAGUAUUCCACAAGCCAAUGGAGUUCCUAGUUCCACCCAACUCUCGAGUAGGAACAAGAGAGGGGAAUCAAUUGUGCCCAAGGGGAACAGAGUUGGUGGUGAUGACCCUGUCAGUUGCUUGAGAACUGAGAAUGGUACUUGUGAUCAUGAUACUGGCGCAAAGUUCUGUUCUGAAACUGAAUUCUCAGUUGAAAAGCAGUCUCAUCUUUCAGGUGAACCCCCUAAAGCUGUUCAUGUUGACAAGGAUAGCUGUGGCCAUGUAAAAGAUGAUGAUGGUGUUAAUUUGGAAGAAGAUGCUGCCAGGAUGCUCUGUUCCCUAUCAGAUAACAGAUGUGCAGGAUCACCAAGGAAGAAAAUGAAAUCACCGGAUGGGUCAUCAAAGAGACAUUUUCCUCAGAAUUCAAAUCAUUUCAAGAAUUCAUACAAAAAGAUCAAGGAUGUACCUGGUCCAGCUAGGUUGCUGAGGAAGCGUGAUGAUAAAGUUCCAUUCAGGAAGCGCCGUCCACGGCGGCAUUUUUAUGAAGUCAGCCCUCGCGAUGUGGAUCCAUUUUGCAUUGUAAAAGAGAGGAUCAGGGUUUUUUGGCCUCUUGAUGAGACUUGGUACUUUGGCCUGGUCAAGGAAUAUGAUCCGGUUAGAAAGUUACAUCAUGUAAGGUAUGAUGAUAAGGAUGAAGAAUGGAUCAAUCUUCAAAACGAGAGGAUUAAGCUUCUUUUUUUGCCUGCUGAAGCUCGUAAUAGAUCUAAAUGCAACAAUUCAAGGUCAGCGUUUAAACCGAAGUAUGAACAGGGUGACCGAGAAGACAUGGAUGGAAGCAAUACAGAGAGUUCUGAGUCUGGUCCCAUCAGCUCAUGGUUGGCACAACCAAACGAAGCAAAAUCUGCUACACUCAGUAACAUCAGCAAGCAAGAUCACGCUCAUUCUGAUAUUCCAAUUUUAUUUGACCAAAAGCAGUGCCACAGUUCUGGUGCCAAGCAUGAUGGGCUGUUGCCUAAUGAUCCUAUACCAGGUAGAGCACCUGCAAAUGGUGGUGCAGAAGUUCUCAAUGAUAGGAUCACACCUGUGGACAGGAGAUUUCGCUUUGUUUAUUCUAGGAGGCGAUUUUGCAGAAAAAAGAAUGGAUUUCUCAACACUUCAGAACAGAAUUCUAAUUCCCAAAGAAGUGCAAGUCCUGCUAUGGUUCUUGCUACACUUCCUUGUGUGCAAUCUGGUAGUGAAACUGGUGCUUCAGUGACAUAUGUCAUACUGUUAUUGAGCCUCCCAUUGAAACCUGUUUAUAAAUUGAUUCGUGAAGCCUGUUGUGUUUGGGUUUCCAAUGCCCUCUUUCUCCUUCAGCAUGGUACACUGGUUGCCUUGUGGCCUGUUGUUCAGCUGGACAUACUUCUUGUCGAUAAUGUUUUAGGCUUGAGGCAUAUCCUUCUUGAGACAUGCUUGAGAUCAGCAGUAUCUCUUUUUUGUUUACUUGUUGGAAGCUUCAAGCGGUGUCCUAGGCAGAGAACUACCAAGGCAUCGACAAUGCCAUGCACCUCGAUCAAAUUUCAGAUAUCUGGUGUGCAUGGUAGACGCCAAGUAGUGUUUAUGCUAUUCAGCUUCGUUGGGGUAGAGAAAUCAAAAUGGGAACACCUGCAAGGAAAGCUGCAAUACCAGUGUUCAAAAAGGGAGUUCUCUAAAGGUUGCACAAAUGACGUUGUUCAUAGAGGCCUUUCUUCAAUUGAUCCUUUCUCGAAGGAUUUUGAUGUUCAGGAGGCUGACUUUCUUCCAGAAUCAAAUUAUUCAGAUACUGAACCUGUCAUUUAUUGUCUUGAUGAGCAGUGUAAAUUUGCUCGCAAUGUUCUGGACGUGACAACUGCACCUUCACUACUGCUUUGCCACCACUUGAAAUCGUUAACUGAAAUCAAUUUGAUUAAUGGUUCGCAACAAUCCAUUUCAUUUGCUUUGGAUGAGAAUCAGCAGCUUUUGGUAACGGAACGUUCAUCUGGUACAGUUCGUCCUGUGCCUCCUAGAGUUUGUUCACUUAAUCUCAGUUCAUCACCUGAUAGUCCAUUGGAUAUGGCUUCUGCUAGUUGUACAGACCAAACUCGCUCAACUAGUAGGGAAUUCAAGACUGCUGAAAGCACUGUAAGCCCAGAAUGUAAUGGUGGCAAUACUGGUGAUGCAAACAUAAUGCGCAGAAAGUUUCUAGAUCAAAAUGGGCCUUAUCUUGAUGCUGAUAAACCAUGUUCCUACAAUCUUAAUGUUAUUUGCUCUCCACAGAAGUCUUCAGAGAGGCAUCUUUCCAUCAAUAUUCCUCAAGAUAAGGUGAUUGAUGCACCGAAUGACAAACCUCUUAACAAAGAUGAAAAAGACAAGCAACCAGUAUCUAACUUGGUCCAGGAAUUGAAUGAACAUCCAAUUGGUCGUGCUACACCAACUGCCCCCAGGACUACCUAUCAUCGGAACCGGUUUACAUCUAUAUCACGCACUUUUGGAGAUGGUUCAAAAUUACUGCCAGAAGACCUCAUGGUGACUGGCUUUGCUGGUGGUUCUAAGAAGCCACGAAGUCAGGUUUCAUACUCAAUUUCUCCUAGAAGUGAGGAAUUUGGCAUAAAAAACAAAGGCCAUUUUCGCAAGAUACAGUCUCAUAGCAGUGCUAAGAUAAAUGAUGCAAAGAAACUUCCUGAUAGUUCUAGAAGUGGGCAUAGCAGUCCGGAGUCAUUGACUUGCGUUGCAAAUGUUCUGGUUACAGUGGGUGAUAGGGGUUGGAGGGAGUAUGAUACCCAGAUCACAAUGGACUCCGAUGGUCAGAGUGAACGGAGGAUAUGUGUGAAGCUUGCAGAAGGAAAGAAGUAUGCUCACAAGGUCUGUCAAGUUUUGCAGCCUGGGGCCACAAACCGUUAUACACAUGCUAUGAUGUGGAAAGGUGGGGCUGAAUGGUGCCUAGAAUUUCCUGACAGAAGCCAGUGGUUGGUUUUCAAGCAAAUGCAUGACGAAUGUUAUAGCCAUAACAUCAGAGCUGCGUCUGUGAGAAACAUUCCAAUCCCUGGUGUCUGCUUGGUUGAAGUCCCUGAUGAUAAUGAUGUUGUAUCCUUUGUGCGAUCUGAAGAUUAUCUUGGCCACAUUGGAACAGAUGUUGAAAUUGCUCUUGAUGAAUCCCGUGUGGUGUAUGACAUGGACAGUGAUGAUGAAGAGUGGAUAUCAAGUUGGAGGAAAUUCUUAGUUGGAGAUGACAUCACUGCACAUGAAUUGGCAGAAGAUUUGUUUGAGAGGGUUAUGGACAAAUUAGAGAAGUUUGCAUAUAGCCAUAACUGCAAUGAGCUCAGCACUGAUCAGAUGAAGGAAAUGGAUAUUGAUAAUGUACCACUGGACAUUAUUGAAGUGAUACAUGCAUAUUGGCAAGAUAAGAGGCAGAAAAAAGGAAUGCCGCUUAUUCGACAUUUUCAGUCUGCUAUGUGGAAGAUCUACGAGCAGCAGCUACAUGAAUGGGAAUCGACUGUAUACAGAAUGCAGGGUUCAUCAAAUGGGUACCAAGAAAAGAAAUUGCCUCCCAAACCAGCAUUGUUUGCCUUCUGUUUGAAGCCUCGCGGACUCCAUGUACCAUACAAGGGGCCGAAGCAGCGUUCUCAUAAGAAGCUUAUGUCCACAGGCUGCCAUAGCUUUUCGAGAGAGCACGAGGGCUUUUACCGACAAGUAUCAGGCAGGAAAUACAAUGAAUACAUUGGGGAUGGGAGGAUAUGUGAACCAUACGACAGUGGUUCUCUUUAUUCCCCAACAGGGUAUUCUCCCAGGUUCUCUACAAGAACAGAUUCCCCUCGGGCGUUCGAUGCCUCGGAAAGAAGCUCUACACCAAGAUUUUUCAGGACUAAUAGUGUGAAAAGGAGUGCAAGCUUUGCAUUCUCUGAUGAUCACCAGCCAUCACCUUCCUUCCGCCAUCAGAAAGUAAAGCGAGGUGUGGCUGACCACUGGAACACUGUCAUUCAUGAAUGGCAGAACUCGAAGCACCUCUUCCCAGGCUCAUCCCGUGUUGAUAUUGAGGAGCUCAAGCUGCGUGAUGCCGCGGGUGCAGCGCAGCAUGCAGCUGCCAUGGCGAAGCUCAAGAGGGAAAAGGCUCAUUGCCUGAUGCGCAAGGCUGAUCUUGCCCUCCAUAAGGCCACGGUGGCACUCAUGAUUGCUGAUGCGAUUAAAUCCUCCAGCAGGGAUACCUUCCGGGAUGGUAGAAGGGAUUUGAGGGAUGAGGAACGCUGACAUCUUUUCUUCUCCUUUUUGCCACGAGCCCCUGGUGCAUACAUGCAACUUGAGCUCGCUGGAUCUUUCGCUGACGAAAGGAGCUUGUUUGCUCCAGUCGAUCUAGUCAGUAGAUAGCAUCCCCCUCCUCUCUUUUUCCUCCAUUGCAUCUCCUGUACAUAAGUUUUUAUUGUUCCUUUUCUCCUCCUUAUUUAGACCUUCCGGUUAACAUGUUGCCCGGUGAAGAAUGGGCCAGAAUGGUAGGUCAGCUAUCUGUUGGUACAAUCUGGCAUGUUGUCCGCAUAGUGGCUAUGUUGUCUCAUGGUUGAGUCACUCCGUAGAAUGUGACUGUUUGGGUAUUUUGGGGCUUCUAGCCGCUAUCAUACAAAAACAAUGGAAAGAUGAAUGAAAGGCACAGUACAGGGUGUAGUGCCUCUGAAACUGACAUGUGGUC